CCACAAUUGAAUCCGUACUCGUGCCUGUCUUGUCGGAGAAAGAAGAAGAAAUGCGAUAGAUUGUACCCUUGUAUCAAUUGUCGCAAAGAUGGUACUAAUUGUUUGUUUGUGCCGAGGCGGCCUUCCACUCGACCAAAGACCGCUCAUGGUAUGCUUGAGAGGCUUCAACAUCUGGAGGGAGUUAUUGGAAUCUUACGGGACAAUUACAGUCAAGGAGCAACACACCAAUCUCCUAAGACUACAGAAGCUUGCGUCAAUGCAAUUACAGCAGGGGGUGAGACUUUCCAUCCAUCUGAUCCGACCAGAGGCCGAACAACACAAGACGAUGCGGUUGCCGAAUUAGGGACAGAGCUUGGCAGGCUGGCAGUCGGAGAUGGACGCAGCAGAUAUAUCAGCAGCAGUUUCUGGGCAAGUCUAGACGAAGAGGUCGACGACCUCAAGAGUUUAUUGAUGGAUAUACCGGACGAUUCCAAGAUGUGGAAGACACCUAAUUCUUUGGAUUUUGGAACUACCAAUCAAAGUUUUAUAUUUGGGGGCCGUGCUCAUCGACAGUCCUUAUCUGGCUUGCAUCCGUCACCGCAGCAUGCACUUCUGUAUUGGCGUCUAUUCAAGACAAAUUGCGACCGCUUGAUUAAAGUUCUGCAUAUUCCUACGACCGAGCCGAUAAUUCUUCACGCCGUGCAACAAACUACUCGCGUACCGAAAGGGUUGGAAGCACUGAUAUUCUCCAUCUAUUUUUCUGCCAUAGAGAGCCUUUCGGAAGAUGAGUGCUGGGAAGCCUUUGGCAGUCCCAAGGGCGAUCUCAUCGAUACUUAUAAAUUUGCAACAGAACAAGCUUUGGCGCGAGCCAAAUUCCUCGAAACUGACGAAUUGAUUGUAUUGCAGGCUCUCGUCAUAUUUCUGAUGAGUCUACGGAAUCAUUGCAGCAUCCGACUCAUGUGGAGUCUCACUGCUCUGGCAGUUCGUCUUGCCCAGAAUGCUGGCAUUCACCGCGACGGCACUCAUUUCAAUCUGUCUCCAUUUACGGUGGAAAUGAGGCGAAGGCUGUGGUGGAGCAUAUGUGUUCUGGAUUCCCGUGCCUGUGAAGACUCUGGCCACGAUGCUACGCUUCCUCAUGGUGGCGCUGAUACUUUGAUACCGCUCAACAUUAACGAUUCAGAUAUGGCUGUGCAUAUGAAGGAGGCUCCUCGGCCCAGAACUGGUCUGACAGAAAUGAGUUUCAGUCUUGUUCGAUUUGAAGCAACAUCAUUAUUUCGACGACUGCAGUACACUUCAACUAGUUCCUUAGGGCAAAAUGAUGAAGACCAAGAUCUAGCAAAAAAGAUGAAUCAGAUUUCUGAAACCCAAACGCGACUUCACAAUCUUUACUUGAAAUACUGCGAUCUAUCAGAUCCUUUCUCCUGGUAUAUUCAUACCAUUGCGCAAAUCGUCUUCACAAAAAUGCAACUUGUUGCGCAUCAUCCAUCUUUGCGUCGUGCUGGCUACACAGAGCUGCCCAAGGAGACACAAGAAUAUUUAUUCACUUCCUCUAUCAUGAUUCUCGAAUACUGGCUAGCUUUGAACACAGAAAAGAAGACUAAGAAAUGGAGAUGGCUAUGCGAGACAUAUAUUCAAUGGUAUGCACUUGCGUUUCUGCUUUCUGCUUUAUGUGUUCGGCCGGAGAGUGAAGAAGUAGAGAGGGCGUGGAAUGCGGUUGAUGCCACUCUCCAACUGGGUCUCAAGCUCUCAAACAUUGCCCAAAAGAGAACCGGUAUCAAUCCAAAUGGCGUGUCAGAUAUUGACGAAAUAUUUUGCGAUGCAUAUAAGCCAUUGCGGAGGCUGAUUAAAAAAGCCCAUGCAGCUCGAUCUCGG
Trichoderma atroviride IMI 206040 is the source of this 1851-nucleotide messenger RNA. RefSeq lists its product as uncharacterized. Gene Ontology annotation, biological process: DNA-templated transcription; regulation of DNA-templated transcription. The record is from RefSeq and is a predicted model, not a curated record. NCBI's taxonomy places the organism in Eukaryota, Fungi, Ascomycota, Sordariomycetes, Hypocreales, Hypocreaceae. Gene Ontology annotation, molecular function: zinc ion binding; DNA binding; DNA-binding transcription factor activity, RNA polymerase II-specific.